ACAAAAUCUCAACAGUCAAUGAAUCAGUUCCAACCUUAGUGCCACACGUCACUGCACAACUCACUGUUGAUCAAGCAAAUGAACUAAAGACCUUUGUUAUUGGUGAUGGCUUGAACUAUGGUGAAACUCCCAGAAAGCGACGAGAGGCCGAAUGGUUCAGGAUAGCAUAUGAUGAAAGUGGGAAACAAGGGACGAGAGACAGAAGGAGUGAUGACUCUGCAAAAACAGCGUUGUUUUAUAACAGACCUUUAGAGCCGAAUUCAAAUUAUUCCGCUUUUCAGAGAACGUUUAUAGAUGAG
This is a messenger RNA of Paramuricea clavata, 299 nucleotides long. The record is from the annotation of a GenBank genome assembly. NCBI's taxonomy places the organism in Eukaryota, Metazoa, Cnidaria, Anthozoa, Malacalcyonacea, Plexauridae.